Messenger RNA from Juglans regia (Persian walnut), 2064 nucleotides. RefSeq names its product U4/U6 small nuclear ribonucleoprotein Prp31 homolog. The transcript is spliced from 9 exons. Gene Ontology annotation, cellular component: precatalytic spliceosome; U4/U6 x U5 tri-snRNP complex; U4 snRNP. Lineage: Eukaryota; Viridiplantae; Streptophyta; Magnoliopsida; Fagales; Juglandaceae. The record is from RefSeq and is a predicted model, not a curated record. The coding region runs from base 180 to 1637 and encodes 485 amino acids. Gene Ontology annotation, biological process: mRNA splicing, via spliceosome; spliceosomal tri-snRNP complex assembly.
AUUUUCUUCUACCCCAUUCUGUACCGUCCAGCAGCAGCCUUCCAGAAUCCAGAUUCAUCACUUCCAGUUCGAGGCUUCAAGCUCCCACCACAGGUCAUCGUCUGCUCCUUCGCAACACCUCGGUAUCUCGGUCCGGUCCGUCGCAGGCUCGCAGCAACUCUAGGCUCUUGCCAUCAGCCAUGGCAACACUGGCUGAUUCUUUUCUUGCAGACCUUGAUGAACUAUCUGACAAUGAAGCUGUUGUUAUUGAGGAAGAAGAUGUCGAUGCUGGAAAUAUGGAAGAAGAUGUUGAUGGGGAAAUGGCAGACAUAGAAAAUCUUAACUAUGAUGAUCUGGAUAGUGUUUCGAAAUUGCAGAAAACCCAAAGAUAUGUUGAUAUUAUGCAGAAAGUGGAAGACGCGCUCCAAAAAGGCUCUGAUAUCUCAAAUCUUGGAAUGGUUUUGGAAGAUGAUCCUGAAUAUCAGCUGAUUGUGGACUGUAAUGCUUUGUCAGUUGAUAUUGAGAAUGAAAUCAUUAUUAUCCACAAUUUUAUUCGUGACAAGUACAGGUUGAAAUUUCCGGAGCUUGAAUCACUUGUGCAUCACCCAAUUGAUUAUGCACGUGUUGUUAAGAAAAUUGGGAAUGAAAUGGAUUUGACCCUGGUUGAUCUGGAAGGGCUGUUACCGUCAGCUAUCAUUAUGGUGGUGUCGGUUACAGCAUCGACCACAAGUGGCAAGCCUCUUCCUGAAGAAAUUCUUGAUAAGACCAUUGAUGCAUGUGAUCGAGCUCUUACUCUAGAUGCAGCAAAGAAAAAAGUCCUUGACUUUGUAGAAAGUCGAAUGGGAUAUAUUGCACCAAAUCUUUCUACUAUUGUUGGGAGUGCUGUUGCAGCUAAACUUAUGGGGACUGCUGGUGGUCUUGCUGCAUUAGCUAAGAUGCCUGCAUGUAAUGUUCAGCUUCUUGGUGCUAAGAAAAAGAACCUUGCUGGGUUUUCCACUGCAACAUCACAAUUUCGUGUAGGUUAUAUUGAGCAAACGGAGAUAUUUCAAUCUACACCCCCUUCUUUGAGGAUGCGUGCUUGCCGGCUAUUGGCUUCCAAGUCAACACUUGCAGCAAGAGUAGAUUCCACAAGAGGAGAUCCAUCAGGGAACAAUGGAAGAGCCUUACGGGAAGAGAUCCGUAAGAAAAUUGAGAAGUGGCAAGAGCCUCCUCCUGCAAAGCAACCCAAACCACUUCCAGUGCCUGAUUCUGAGCCUAAAAAGAAGAGAGGUGGUCGUCGACUGAGGAAGAUGAAGGAAAGAUAUGCAAUAACAGACAUGAGGAAACUCGCAAAUAGGAUGCAAUUUGGUGUACCUGAAGAGAGUUCUUUAGGGGAUGGUCUGGGAGAGGGUUAUGGAAUGCUCGGUCAGGCUGGGAGUGGCAAGCUACGUGUAUCAGUUGGUCAGAGCAAACUUGCUGCAAAAGUUGCCAAGAAGUUUAAGGAAAAGAAUUACGGAAGCAGUGGUGCUUCCUCUGGAUUGACAUCAAGUUUAGCAUUUACCCUUGUGCAGGGGAUAGAACUAUCAAAUCCACAGGCUCAUGCACACCAACUUGGCAGUGGAACUCAAAGCACAUACUUUUCUGAGACAGGAACAUUUUCAAAGAUCAAGCGGACCUGAAUCUUCGUGUUUUCAUCUCUUCUUGCCAGGAGCACAUUCGAGGCAUGAAAUGUUUGGGCACAAUGGUUUCAAUGGUGGAGGUCUUGGUGGUGCUUGGUGCUUCCUAAGAUUGGUUCCUCUGUUUGCUGCUUGUGUGGUUGAUGAUGGAAAUAUGUGGCUUGGUAUGGUGGUUUGAUGCGUGAGGAAUCGAUUUCAGGUGGGGGGAGGGUUGACUGUGAGAUUGUAUCUUGCUUAUGGCAGGCUCCACAUCCAAUUUGCGUAAAUAUGUGUUUAUAUAGAAUGAUAAAAAUGACAAAUCUCAUGUUGGUGUGUGAUGUGGAGAUGAUAAGUAGAAUUUUUCUUUAAAAAAUACUUUUGAGAAAUAAAGGACAAUAGUGACAUUAAGCUUUCAAGUUAAAGUGUUUUUAUGCCAUUUGGCAAAAGGUUA